AUGGCAAAGUCGAAGCUGAUGAUGCUUUUUGUUUCAUUUUGUUUGUUAUCUGUGUUUAGUGCAUUUGAGGUAGUUUCUCCUGCGGCCAUUUUUAUAUUUGGAGACUCAACUGUGGAUGUUGGCACCAAUACCUUGCUGCUCCAAAGUGGAGCAAGGGCUGAUUUCUCUCCAAAUGGGGUUGAUUUUCCUUAUUCUGUGCCUACUGGGAGGUUCAGCAAUGGCCUUAACAGCGCUGAUCAAAUCGUGAAACUAUUUGGAUGCCAUUGCCAGAAAAGUCCACCACCUUUCCUGUAUGCUGCGAGUCAUAUGUCCACUUUUAAAAGGGAUAUACUGCAGGGUGUCAACUUUGCUUCAGCAGGAAGCGGCAUCUUCCAAGACACGGGAAUAAAAAGAUGGACAGAAGUUGUGUCACUGGGAAAUCAGAUCCAACAAUUUGCAGCGGUGCGUGGAAAUUUCACAGAGAUGGUUGGUUUCAAAACAACCGAUACCGUGCUUUCCAAGUCUUUGUUCAUCAUCAGUAUCGGAAGCAACAAUCUUUUCGAAUUAGUUGAGUACUUUCCAAAUGCCACGGACUUGUAUAAGGCGAAACUCAUGGAACGUCUUCAGCUAAUGUACAAGAAUCAUUUGAAGAAUUUAUACAAGCUGGGAGCUCGGAAAUUCAGGAUUAUAAGUGUUCCUCCAAUUGGAUGUUAUCCAUAUGCGCGUGUUCAACCAAAUGUCGACCCUAUAGUGUUUGUGACUUUGUGUGAAGGAACUAAUUAA
Molecule: messenger RNA, 762 nt
Organism: Rosa rugosa (rugosa rose)
Lineage: Eukaryota; Viridiplantae; Streptophyta; Magnoliopsida; Rosales; Rosaceae
Product: GDSL esterase/lipase At5g18430-like
Exons: 4
Coding region: 1-762 (253 amino acids)
Molecular function (GO): hydrolase activity, acting on ester bonds
Source: RefSeq, a predicted model, not a curated record